AUGGCUUCAGCUUCUUUCAUAGCAAAUUUAAACCCAAACCCAAACCCACUUACAGUUUUUUCUGAUAUUCAAGUUUAUAAUAACCCUAGUAGACACUCUUCUUCUCUUGGGAAAGUUAAAUUACCAAAUUGGAGUUCAACCUUGUCAGCAAACAGACAAUCCAUUACUGCCUUCUCAGUUGCACCAAGGCUUGCUGCACCUGUACCUGUUGUUAUAUCAGAAACCAGUUCUUCUUUAGCUCAUGUUUGGAAAGAGAUUCAAGGUUCCAACAAUUGGGAAAAUCUAAUUGAACCCUUGAAUCCUCUCCUACGUGAUGAGAUUAUUAAGUAUGGUGAGCUUGUUACAGCAUGUUACAAAGCUUUUGAUUUCGAUCCAAACUCGAAACGCCACUUGAAUUGUAAGUAUGGGAAGAAGAGUAUAUUAAAAGAAGUUGGUCUUGAAGAAUCUGGUUAUGAAGUAACCAAAUACAUCUAUGCAACACCUGACAUCAAUGUUCCAAUCCAAAAUGUUGAGUGUUGUGCUCGUUGGAUUGGUUAUGUUGCUGUUUCAAAUGAUGAUGCUGUAAGAAGGCUUGGAAGAAGAGAUAUUCUUGUUACAUUUCGUGGAACUGUGACAAAUCCAGAGUGGAUUGCCAAUUUUAUGAGUUCUUUGACACCGGCGAGAUUAGACCCUAUUAACCCUAGGCCUGAAGUGAAGGUGGAGUCUGGAUUUCUAAGCUUAUAUACAUCAGAAGACAGCAAUCGUCGAUUUGGGUUUGGGAGUUGUCGAGAACAGCUUCUUUCCGAAGUUUCUCGUCUUGUUAACAAGUAUAAGGAUGAAGAGGUGAGUAUAACAUUUGCUGGACAUAGUAUGGGAAGUGCCCUAGCUCUUCUUCUAGCAUAUGAUAUCGCCGAGCUCGGUUUGAAUACCGAUGAUUCAAAUCGAAAAAUACCUCUCACAGUAUACUCAUUUGCUGGUCCUAGAGUAGGGAAUCCUGGUUUCAAGGAGAGAUGUGAGGAGUUGGGUGUUAAGGUUCUAAGAGUAGUGAAUAUCAAUGACCCAAUUACAAAGCUACCUGGGGUUCUCUUCAAUGAGAAUUUUAGGGUUUGGGGAGAGAGAUAUGAACUCCCAUGGAGCUGUUCAUGUUAUGCUCAUGUGGGAGUUGAGUUAGCUCUUGAUUUCUUUAAGAUGCAAAACCCUUCAUGUGUUCAUGACUUGGAAACCUAUAUCAACUUAUUGAAAUGUCCUAAGAGGGUUCAAGCUCAAAGAGAUGGAGAAGAUCUUAUGAACAAAGCAAAGGAGUGGUUUUUGAGUGCACAGAAGUUGGACACUUGGUCAUGGCAAAAUGCUGCAAAGAGCAUCAUGGCUAACUUCAAUGUCUAAGACAUAGAAGAUAGAUAUAGAUAAAUUUUGUAUUAGGGAAAAAACCCUAACCCUUGUAUAUCUUUUUUGUGGGCAG
Telopea speciosissima is the source of this 1438-nucleotide messenger RNA. RefSeq names its product phospholipase A1-Ialpha2, chloroplastic-like. Gene Ontology annotation, biological process: lipid metabolic process. The transcript has a single exon. The record is from RefSeq and is a predicted model, not a curated record. The coding region runs from base 1 to 1362 and encodes 453 amino acids. Gene Ontology annotation, molecular function: glycerophospholipid phospholipase A1 activity. Gene Ontology annotation, cellular component: chloroplast. NCBI's taxonomy places the organism in Eukaryota, Viridiplantae, Streptophyta, Magnoliopsida, Proteales, Proteaceae.